AUGUCUUCACAGAAUGCUUCAAUAACACUAACAGAAUUUGUCAUAAGUGGUUUUAACACAACCAAUAGUCCUGUUUUAGUUGGGGUUGUUAUUCUGAUUAUCUAUAUUAUGGCCCUUCUGGCUAAUAUUUUAAACAUCUUUAUUAUUAUACUUGACCAAAAAUUGCAUAAACCGAUGUAUCUUCUGAUUUGUAACCUUGCUGUUGUAGAUAUUCUGUACACCUCUAGUGCCAGUCCAACACUGAUUAGGGUUCUAGUCGCUGGUGUGAAAACCAUUUCAUAUGUGCCAUGUUUAAUCCAGUUGUUUGCAUUUCAUUUAGGAGGUGUAAUGGAGGUGUUUGCUUUGUCAGUUAUGGCAUUUGAUCGAUUGAUUGCUGUCAGUUGUCCUUUUCAUUAUCACAUAUAUUUAACAAAUUCACGCAUUCUUGUUCUUACGUACAUUUUGUGGAUUAUUUCCCUUGGUUUUGCAGCUGUUUUCCCUGCAACUGUAAUUCCUCUCUCUCACUGUAAUGCAUUGCUGAAGUAUGCUUUCUGUUCAUAUGCUGCUGUGGUACGAACCACUUGUGUUAACCCUGAAUACUAUUUUAAUCUGUCUGCGAUCAUCAUAUUUUUCCUGACAUUUUUCACUUUCAGUUUUAUUUGUUUGUCUUAUUGUGGAAUUGUAUUUUUUGUAAGAUCAUUAUCAAAUAAUGACAAAAAGAAAAUAGGCAGCACUUGUUUGAGUCACUUAAUUGUGGUAAUAUGUUAUUACUUUCCAAUAUUUAUCCUUAGUAUCUUGACCAGGUUUGGUGUGGUGUUAAGUCUUGAAGAACAUAAUGGCUUAUUAAUUGGUACAAUUCUCGGCCCAUGUCUUGUUAAUCCUUUUGUGUACUGUCUUAGAACAAAAGAAAUUAAAAAUAAAAUCAUUAGGGUGUUUAAACAUGUAUGA
Molecule: messenger RNA, 927 nt
Organism: Betta splendens (Siamese fighting fish)
Lineage: Eukaryota; Metazoa; Chordata; Actinopteri; Anabantiformes; Osphronemidae
Product: olfactory receptor 4D11-like
Exons: 1
Coding region: 1-927 (308 amino acids)
Biological process (GO): G protein-coupled receptor signaling pathway
Cellular component (GO): membrane
Molecular function (GO): olfactory receptor activity; G protein-coupled receptor activity
Source: RefSeq, a predicted model, not a curated record